Molecule: messenger RNA, 372 nt
Organism: Fusarium verticillioides 7600
Lineage: Eukaryota; Fungi; Ascomycota; Sordariomycetes; Hypocreales; Nectriaceae
Exons: 4
Coding region: 1-372 (123 amino acids)
Source: RefSeq, a predicted model, not a curated record
AUGACUUACACCGUUCAAGAAACUAGUUCCGAGCGUUUAACAGGUUGGAUUCCAUACGAGAAUCCAUCCCAUUUACAUAUGAGCCAGGUAGACGAGAACUCCAAGUUUGAUUCCCCACUGCGGGAUUUCCAGAACUGUACGCCCGCAGCAACAAGGUCGUACCAUACCGAACAGGGAAGGAGAUUAAGCUUAACGAUUAAGGUUGCGGGGUCGACAUGGGGUAAUGAGCAGCAGGGAUCCAGUGGAAGUGAGGACCGUUUCCCCCGCGUCAUUGCAGCUCACGAUGAGAGAAUGUUGGCCAAGAAUCGAACCUUUGAUCUCCCCCAGUUUACGCUAUCAAACUUACGCAAUGACAAUGAUCCGACUACCUGA